Danio aesculapii is the source of this 2778-nucleotide messenger RNA. It is a transcript of the gene pex11b, whose product is annotated as peroxisomal biogenesis factor 11 beta. The coding region runs from base 224 to 1027 and encodes 267 amino acids. Gene Ontology annotation, cellular component: peroxisomal membrane. Gene Ontology annotation, biological process: peroxisome fission; regulation of peroxisome size. The record is from RefSeq and is a predicted model, not a curated record. NCBI's taxonomy places the organism in Eukaryota, Metazoa, Chordata, Actinopteri, Cypriniformes, Danionidae. The transcript is spliced from 4 exons.
AGCCGCCGUUCAGGGAUUAAACUGUCAAAGCGACAAAAAACAUCAAGUGCAACACAGCAAGUAUGCCAAAUAAUUCCCGUUCCUCACCCCAGACAACAGUACAUACUCUCUAAAACCGUCAAGGAUCUUCACGGUCAGCUUGUUUAGUUGUUUCUGAGUUUGUGAAUAUCGUUGAAUUAGCGCGCGCAGGUCGUAGAGGCCCAGUGUGUGACUGUGUUUGGCUAUGAUGGAUUCGUGGGUGAGAUUCAGCGCGCAGAGUCAAGCCAAAGAGCGCGUGUUCAGGGCUGCUCAGUACGCCUGCACACUGCUGGGAUACACACUGCAGAGGGGAGGAGCAAGAGCAGAACUGCUGAACACCAUCAAACAGCUGGAAGCUCACAUGAGCCUCACCAGAAAAUUGAUGCGGUUGGGAAACUCAGCUGAAGCUCUGGAAGCCGCCAAACGCACUGUUCAUCUUUCAGACUGUGUGCUGCGUCUCUGCAUCACAGUGGCUCAUUUGAACAGAGCCAUGUAUUUUGCCUGUGAUAAUGUACUGUGGGCCGGAAAAACUGGACUGCUGCCUGAACUGGACCAAAACAAAUGGAGCCAGAGAUCAUUUAGAUACUAUUUGUUCGCACUCAUCCUCAACCUAACACGAGAUGCAUAUGAAAUCCGUCUCCUGAUGGAGAGAGAGUCACGCGGCGGUUCAGCGAAAAGCUUUACCUCCAGUCCGUCUCCCCUCACGCCGACCCCAGAAAACGGAGAGUUCCCUUCAAUCGUGUCUCCUUCCUCAGGGCUGUCUCCACUGCCACCGAUCCCUGUCCUAUCUGCCAGACUCAACAAACAGGUCCAUUUGCUGAUCACAGUCCUGCGCAACAACCCUCCACUGCUCCUGGACCUUCUGAAGAACAUGUGCGACAUCUUCAUCCCGCUCGAUAGGCUGGGUCUGUACCAAACUGGGUCAGGGUUUGUGGGGGCCUGUGGUCUGACAUCCUCUAUUCUGUCCAUUUUCACUAUAGUCCAUCCCUGGCUCAAACUCAAGCCCUGAACUACAUAUCUUGUGUUGUGUAGAUAGUGGAAAGGAGAACGUUUGCUCCUCUUUCAGUUUAAUUGCACAUUGAAAGCAGUCUGUUCUGUGUGUGGACAAACUAAAACCUGAUCUGGUUUAUCUGAUUAAAAACAAGCAAAAAGAGCAGUGUUUGGGAGUAAUUUAAAGGAAGAUUUUGGCUAAAAAUAAAAAUUAGCCAUCAUAGGUGUUUAUGCCUUUUUUCGUUUAGACAAACACUAUUUUCCUUAUAUUAAACAAUAUCUGGUCUCUUCACAGUCUUGUACUGACAGUGAAUGGUGCUCGAGAUUUUUAAGCUUCAAAAAGUGCAUUUAUCCAUCCUAAAAGUAAUACAUAUGACUCUAGACUCCAGUUAAUCAAUGCCCUGAAGCAAAGCUAUUUGGUUUUUGUCAGAAUAUUGUCCAUAUUUAAAGAUUUCUUAACUGUUAUUACUUUUAAAGGGAUAGUUCACCCCCAAAAAUGUUAAUUUACCCACCAUUUACUUGCUCUCCAUUGGAUUCAAAUUUUUGAGUUUCCGUUGAACACAAAAUAAUAUAUUUUGAAACAUGUCAGAAACUGGCAGCCAUUGAAAUCCAAAGUAAGACAAAAAUGCUAUGGAAUGAAUGGCAGCCGGUUUCUGACAUUCUUCAAAAUAUCUUCUUUUGUGUUUAACAGAAGAAGGAAAGUCAAAGAGGUUUUGAACAGGGGGAGGGUGAAAUAAUGAUGACAGAAUUUACAUUUUUUGGGGUGAGCUAUGCCAUUAAGGCAGAGACUAGUUACAGUAUAACAGAGACAACUCCAAAAAACAAAUCACCUGUUGUAAACUUAGUCCUACAUUACAUUGUGUAUUGUAACACAUGCAUGCAAGCGAUUUUAUAUUCUUAAAAUCAUCGCCUCAGUUUAAAAAGCAUUUACUAACCUACUGAAAUCACCUUUAUGAUAGAUGGAUACACUUUUUGGAGCUUCAAAUCUCGGGCACUAUUCACUGCCAUAACGGGUGGGAAAAGCCAGGAUAUUGAGUGUAACUGACUAUGAUUGUCUGAAAGAAUUAAGACAUGUUUGUCUAGGAUGGUUUAAAUCUGAUUCAUUUAUGGGAUGAUGUUCAUUUUUGCGUGAUUUAUUCAUUAACAUCUGUUUUAAAUAUCUCUAUAUAAGGGUGUAUUUUUAAGUAUGGAUGUUGUUCUAGUGCUCUUGCAAUUAAGCACAGAACUGUAAAUGGUAAAACCAUAAUUCUCUCUUUCAAGGGUAAAUCUCAUUAAGAAAUGCGAGGAUUUUACUCCAAAACAAUGAAAAGUCUGUGUAAAUUACAAUAGUUUGAGCUUGAAACAGUUGCAGUCAUUAUUGCUCAAUGACACAGACUAGUUCAGGUACGGUUACUGUCUAAAAAAAUCCUUAAUACAGUAUAUUCUCUUUUAAUUCCUUCAUUUGUAAACUUUUGCAAUUUGUUCACAAAUUGAUUUCAAAUUUGCUGGUAAGAUAAUUUGUUUGAGUUUGUGAUUAACAGACUGUCAACCAAAAUGGAUUUGGAAAAUUGUAAACUUAUUGACGUUACUGACUCUUUGUGCUUAAUUUAUCUCAUAACUGAACUGUUAUAAUGCAGAUUUUAUAAUGCAGAUAAAAUGUAUGUAUAUGUAGACUUUAUGGAACUUAACGAUAUUUUGCAACUUCUGAAAGUUAAUGCUAUGCAUCAUGGUUUAAUGAAUGGUGACGAGCUGUGAAUCUAACUUUUAAAAUAAAUAAUGCCUUGAAUUAAA